Molecule: messenger RNA, 4063 nt
Organism: Misgurnus anguillicaudatus (oriental weatherfish)
Lineage: Eukaryota; Metazoa; Chordata; Actinopteri; Cypriniformes; Cobitidae
Gene: pex16
Product: peroxisomal biogenesis factor 16
Biological process (GO): peroxisome organization
Cellular component (GO): peroxisomal membrane
Source: RefSeq, a predicted model, not a curated record
GUCGUCACGAGAGAGCGCAUUGUGUAUGCGGAAGUGUGAGUCUCGCUGCACUGCGUGUGUUUUCUGAUGUGUUUUGUGAUUGAGAACUAACUGAUACGGUUGUGAUGACAGCAUUGUGUCUGGAUAAACUCAGUCGUCUUUAUGAGCGCUAUCAGGAGUAUGUCAAGACAAACCCAGCGGCCACGGCUCAACUGGAGGGCGCAGUGCGCACUCUCAGUUACCUGAUCGCAGGUCGAUUCUCAGACUCUCAUGUACUGUCUGAGUUGGUUUACUCCGCAUCAAACUUGCUAGUGCUGCUGAAUGAUGGCAUCUUAAGAAAGAAUCUGUCUCGGAAGUUGCCUGAGUCUCUUUCCCAACAGAGGCUGCUAACCUGGUUGUCGGUCCUGGAGUAUGUGGAGGUUUUUACUGAGAUGGCCGCCUCCAAGCUGUGGGGAGAAGGUGGACGUUGGCUUGUCAUUGUUCUCAUUCAGAUUGCUAAAGCAAUACUGCGCUGUCUCCUGCUUUUCUGGUACAAAUCAGGCAUCCAGACAUCACCACCUAUAACUCCUCUGGACAGGGGUUCACAGCUCUGCAGUGGAGAGAAGAAUGCUGAAGAGGAGGAGGACGCUGCAUUUGUGGGUCAGCGUUCAGGAAGAGUGAUACGACCUCUGGGAAACACAUCAUCAUUGCAGUCUCGACUUUGGGGUCUCCCUCAGAAAAUGUCAAUAAGUAGAAAUCAGGAAGAGGAGCUUCACCCAAGCCGCACCCCUCUGGGUCUUCAGGAAACUAUUGCUGAGUCAAUGUACAUAGCACGACCCCUCGUUCAUCUGUCCAGUCUUGGGCUUUUCGGAAAACAUUCCUGGAAACCGUGGAUCGUCUCUGGUCUCCUAGAGAUAACCAGUUUCAGUUUACUAAGUGACAUGAAGACGAUGAACCGCAGGGAGAGAGCUGAGAUGAGGAGACGGGCUUUUCUUCUCCUGUACUACCUGCUUCGCUCCCCUUUCUAUGACCGAUACUCUGAGGCGAAGAUCCUGUUACUUCUCCGCUUCCUGGCAGAUUAUGUUCCUGGAGUUGGUUUGGUUGCACGUCCACUGAUGGACUACUUGCCCAUUUGGCAGAAGAUCUACUUUUAUAACUGGGGCUGACGUCAAAGUAAAUCAUUCACAGGUCAUGAUCACAGCCAAACUGUUUGUAAGAUGAGUGAAAGACAUUGGCUGGUUGCUACAAUGACACUGGAGGACUCAAAUCACGCACGUGUGCCAGGAGAUUAUCAUAUUAAUUAAGGGACAGAUGCAGUGCUGCUGAUGUCUAUAAAUGCCAUUUUUCUACUAGCACAACCGUAUAAUGAUUUUCUUUUAGUUUUCACAUAGUUUGUUUUUUUUGCAUCUGAGCCAUUUUCUGCCAUAUUUUUGUGCUGAUUUAAUCUGUAAGCAAAUGACUUUUGAGCCCCAGUGCAAACUCUUGUUAUCCCAUUACAUAUCCCUCAGUCAACAUGAAUGCUGUCUUGCUCAUUUAGAUACUUAGUUUCACUGAACAGAAUAAUUGACUGGCUGAGAUGAAGUCAAUUAGACAGCUGUUUACUUCAGUUUCGUUUCUAUUCGGUUUGCCUUCGAAGUUUCACAGAACAGUUGGGAUGAAGUUUAAGCUUUUUAGUAAAUACUGUAUAAAUGAAAAGAUUAAGAAACCCUUUGGAGAACCUUUGGGCACCCUUAAUGGCACUAACUGCAUCUGAGUAAUCUACUCUCUUAAAAAUGUAUAGGUGCUUGACGAUGUCAUAGAAGAACCAUUUUUUGCAUAAAGGGUUAGUCUGUUUUCUUAAAAAAAAAUCCAGAUAAUUUACUCACCACUAUGUCGUUCAAAAUGUUAAUUUUUUGUUCAGUCGAGAAGAAAUUAUGUUUUUUAAGGAAAACAUUCCAGGAUUUUUCUCAUUUAAAUGGACUUUAAUGAAAUUGCAGUUUCAACGGUGUUUCAAAGGACUCUAAAUGAUCCCAAACUAGGCAUAAGGGUCUUAUCUAGCGAAACGAUUGUCAUUUUUGACAAGAAAAAUUAAAAUAUGCACUUUAAACCACAACUUCUUGUAUAUCUCCGUUCAUGUUACGUUCAAAAGGUCACGGAGUACGUAUGCGAAACUACACCCCAGUGUUUACAAGUGUGGAGAAAGAGGACCGUUCUGAUGUUGUUGUAUGUCGAAUGAUACUAAUUAAUGUCUUUGUGUCAGUUUAUUGUAUAAAAUUGUCCGCAAAUGUGCGUUUCAUAUAUGUAACACAUGACCUUUCCACGGCAUUACGCAAUUGCGUGAGGUCGCCCUGGCGCGUCACAGGACCGGAGAUAGACGACAUUAAAGUCCAUUAAAAUGAGAAAAAUCCUGGAAUGUUUUCCUCAAAAAACAUAAUUUCUUCUUGACUGAACAAAGAAAGACAUCAACAUUUUGGAUGACAUGGUGGUAAGUAAAUUAUCUGGAAUUUUUUUUAAGAAAAUUGACUAAUCCUUUAAUGCUUCGAUAAGGAACAUUUAAGAAGCUUUCGGUUUCACCAAAGGUUGUUUUUGAUGAAAAACAGUUCUUCAGAUUAUUAAAAGUUAUUAAAGGUAUAACUGAAUGGCUUUUGAGAAACCAAAAAUGGUUCUUUUAUGGCAUCGCUGUGAAAAAACUUUUAAAGGAAAACACCAGUUUUUCAAUAUUACUAUGUUCUUACCUCAACUUAGAUACUCCAGCUAAAUAUCAAAAUUAUCCCAUGAUGUACUCACCCUCAAGCAAUACGAGAUGCGUCCCAGCAAGCAAUUUUGGCUCAAACAAGACUGCAUUUGGGCUGUUGGUGAAAGUCAAAUAGAUGUCUAACCAUAGCCCAAGAAUGGAUUAUGAGUAUACGCUUAGAACAUGUAAAAGAAAUGAAAGCAAUCACCUUGAAAACCUGUUGACUUUGCUUACAUGGUGGAAUAUCGUCCAUCUCGCACAUAGUUUUGGCAAAACCGGCAUGUAACCAAAUUCAAGGUUAUUUAUGGUAGGUACUCAUAGCCGGACUAUACUGGGUGUAUUAUUAGCCGUCUCGGUUAUUGCUUGCUAGGAUAUGUCCAUCAUCUUUCAGAUGAACAUAUUUGGAGUAAUUUUAGUAAAUGUUUUGCUUUUCCAAGCUUAUAAUGGGAGAAAACGGGGAUUAGGGAAGAACUUCUGACUUUGACGCCCAAAAAAGUGCAUUCAUUCCUCACAGAAGUAAUCCACACAGCUCCAGUGGGUUAAUAAAGGUAUUUUGUGGGGUAAUCAAUGCAAAUUAAUAGUAAUGUAGGAAAAAUAUCCAUAUUUUAAACUUUAUAAACUCUAAAAACUAGCUUCCGGUAACGACGCCAUCUUGGACAUUUCACAAGAGUCACUUCGUAACGUACCCUUGGCAACGAGUGCUCACUAUGCUAAAACUCCAAGAUGGCAGCGUUACUGCAAGUUUAUAAAGUUUAAAAUAUAAAUAUUUUUCUUACACAAUCGCAUCGAUUACCCGCAGAAGACCUUUAUUAAUCCAUUGGAGCCGUGUGGAUUACCUCUGUUAAGAAUUAAUGCAAUGAAGCUUGGAAGAACAAGGACAUUAAAAAUAACUCCAAAUGUGUUUUUCUGAAAGAUGAUGGACAUGUGUGUCUCAGAUUGCUUUAGGAUGAGUAAAUCAUGGGAUAAUUUUGAUAUUCAGCUGGAGUAUCGCUUUAAGGUACCUUCAAAUGGGUUCCUGCAGGUUCACCAGAGGGUUCCUCAAGUGUGGCAAUCUAAGGAACCCCAAAUAGUGCCUCAAAUAUAUUUUAGCUUUUAACAGUAAAUCCACAUUUAUUAUUUAAUGACAUUAUCCCCAAGGGUAAAGGUUCCCCCUUGGUUUACAAUGCUCCAGUGAGACUUCUAAGAGUAAACCAGCAUUGAUGAAUGAGGUGUUGUUUUUCACUAUGUGAAAUAAACUCAUUGAAGGCUCUUUGAUAAUCCAUCAAUGUUUUGAUUUAUAGACCUUCAGCAAAGCAACAGAACGCAUGACUGUUUUAAUAUGCCGAACGUGUGAAACGGAUAAUUGGUUUUGUACAUACCUCUAUGCGUUUAAUAAAUCUUUAAAUAAUGUGA